Messenger RNA from Callorhinchus milii (elephant shark), 1472 nucleotides. RefSeq names its product interferon alpha/beta receptor 1. Gene Ontology annotation, molecular function: protein binding. NCBI's taxonomy places the organism in Eukaryota, Metazoa, Chordata, Chondrichthyes, Chimaeriformes, Callorhinchidae. Bases 9 to 1136 code for a protein of 375 amino acids. The transcript has 6 exons. The record is from RefSeq and is a predicted model, not a curated record.
AAGGCACUAUGUGUCAAAUGCAAGGAUUUUUAUUGUACUUUUCAUAUUUAUUCUUGUAUCUAGUGCUCGGAGAAUUACCUACACCAGGAAAUGUGACCAUCGAUUCCGUCAACCUGAAACAUAUUCUCAAGUGGAAUUCCAUUCCUUUUCAUGAUGAACGUGUGACUUACUCUGUACAGUACCAAGGGCUAUUCGAGAGACGUAAUGACCAAAACUGGACCGAGGCAGAGAACUGUACAAACAUCACCGAAACAGAAUGCAAUUUGUUAGAAUAUUUAGCCUUCAUUGCGACAUACUUCAUAAGAGUCAGAGCUGAACGUGGAAACCAAACUUCUGAAUGGAUUGAAGCAAACGCUUUCUCUCCAUAUAGAGACUCCGUGAUUGGGCCAGCCAUGGUGCAGGUGGAAUCUCUCUUAGGUCAACUGCAAGUCAGCGUUUUCGACCCUGUGACAGAAGAAGGAACGUCCAUGCAAAUGAUGUAUCCUGAUUUGGCUUACUGGGUAUUUUAUUGGAAAGACACAGAAGAUACCAAGGUUUAUAAUAAAUCUUUUACUGGAGUAACAGUUCUAUCAGAACUCCAGCCUUGGACUACCUACUGCUUGAGAGUGCAAUCUUACAUCAAAAACCCUUUUCGCCUUGGGCAAAGCAGUUCUAUUCUUUGUAACCAGACCUCUGCAAAUGCCAAAACAAGAGCUCUGAAAGCGGCCAGCUUUCUUUUUGUCUCGUUGUUUUCUGUCCUGCUGGUGACUGUGGGGUGCUUUGCCUUUCUAUUCUUCGUGCACAGGACCAUCAAACGCAUCAUGUAUCCGUCCUACAGUUUCCCUUCACACAUACGAGAAUACUUGACUGAGCCAUCUCAACAGUCCAUAUUUGCAGCACUGGACAAGGAAGAAUUGCACGAAGAUCACUGGGACAAACUCUCAAUUGUAUCUCGAUCAGAAAUAACCACAGUGCUCAUAGUCACAAAGCUAGAUCACAAAUCAUUUUCAAACACAGCUGAUACCCAACCUGAAGGGAAUACAGAGGAGGAUCUGGACAGCAAUCAGUCCAGCGUAGAUUCUGGACAUUUCUCCAGUGGUACGGACACCUCUUUCCAGAAAAAUUCACAGAUCCAUGAGAAUAUAAUCAAGAGAUAGAAACAAUGGGAGGAAAUGGAAUUUGAUGAAUUCGCUUUACGUUCCUCUCUUAACCUGACUGCUUUUUGUUGUACACGUAUAGGGCUGUAAGUACAUCAAAGAAAAGCAACUGGUUACUGUGUUUUUUUCACCGCUUGUAUUGGCCAGAAAAGUUAAUGGUUGUUCAUAGUCCAAAAUAGCAGGAAUGCAAAACCAUUGGACUAAUCUUCAAUUUUUAAAUAUUUCAAAAUGUUUAUUUGUGUGAAAUACGGGGACUUGUUGAACGCGCGGCCAAAGCGUUUGUGAAGUCUUUUGACUUUUGAGUCCUGUAGUUCAGUGGUUAGAGCACUCGUCUCG